Messenger RNA from Eubalaena glacialis (North Atlantic right whale), 791 nucleotides. Its product is annotated as histone chaperone ASF1-like. Gene Ontology annotation, cellular component: nucleus. NCBI's taxonomy places the organism in Eukaryota, Metazoa, Chordata, Mammalia, Artiodactyla, Balaenidae. Gene Ontology annotation, molecular function: histone binding. The coding region runs from base 12 to 626 and encodes 204 amino acids. The transcript has a single exon. The record is from RefSeq and is a predicted model, not a curated record. Gene Ontology annotation, biological process: DNA replication-dependent chromatin assembly.
UUUUUCAAAAUAUGGCAAAGGUUCAGGUGAACAAUGCAGUGGUGCUGGAUAACCCUUCUCCUUUCUACAACCCAUUCCAGUUCGAGAUCACCUUCGAGUGCAUCGAGGACCUGUCUGAAGACCUGGAAUGGAAAAUUAUCUAUGUGGGCUCCGCAGAAAGUGAAGAAUAUGAUCAAGUUUUAGACUCUGUUUUAGUGGGCCCUGUUCCUGCAGGAAGGCAUAUGUUUGUAUUUCAGGCUGAUGCACCUAAUCCGGGACUCAUUCCAGAUGCAGAUGCAGUAGGUGUAACAGUUGUGCUAAUUACAUGCACCUAUCGAGGCCAAGAAUUUAUUAGAGUUGGUUAUUAUGUAAAUAAUGAAUACACUGAGACGGAAUUAAGGGAAAAUCCGCCAGUAGAACCAGACUUUUCUAAGCUUCAAAGGAACAUUUUGGCAUCCAAUCCCAGAGUCACUAGAUUCCACAUUAAUUGGGAAGAUAACACAGGAAAACUGGAAGAUGCAGAGAGCAGUAAUCCAAAUCUACAAUCACUUCUUUCAACAGAUGCAUUACCUUCAGCAUCAAAGGGAUGGUCCACAUCAGAAAACUCACUAAAUGUCAUGUUAGAAUCCCACAUGGACUGCAUGUGACCACCUGCCAUCCCUAUAGUACAAAUUAAGCUAUAAAAACACACAGAACUAUUUCCCUGAAAUUCCGUAAGUACAUAGUCAAGAUACAAUGUGAAGAAUUUGUUUAAAAAACAUCCUGUAGAAAGUUUAUAAGAAAACCAGUAUUUGAGCAAAUUGUGGAAUAUA